ACAACUAAGAAUAUUACCCCUCUGAUUAUCUGCUUCACCCCUAACCCCCAUCUCAUCCCCGAAUUCGCAUUCUGUUUUCCCGCGAUUAUUUUCACCCACAGGGAACCAACGAUAACUUGAGAAGUGACUUAUGGGAUGCAGGCCUAAUUUGAAUGGCGAAAGUGCGGUGAAAGCAAAGGCUCAUCAAGUCAUCUGAGAAGAAAUCUCCAAAACUCGAGAUGGCAGAUGGGGCAACAGAUGUUGAAUUCUCCGAAUCUUUGCACCAAGAGGACCCAAGUAAAUACAUCAAGGAUGAAGAAGAGGAGCAGGAUCACUUCCAUAACGUUAUCAGAGCAUUUCUUGCUUACAACACUUCAUCACUACGAAAACUGCAGAAGCGUGUGAAAGAUUUUAUGAGUAUACCUGUUUGGCAUAGGAAACUUGCCCCAAAUUAUGCUAAACGGUUAAAAGAUUGCAAAACCUGCAUAGAAGAGAACUAUAAGUUGGUCAAGUCAAUUAUUAACUUUACAAACGGAAUGUUUCAGAACGCAGAGUUUGGGCCACCUGGUCAAGGAAGUGUGCCAGUUAUUUCGCCUGAAGAUGAAAGCAAAGUAGUUACAACUCUUACUCAGAUUGUGAGGGACUGGGCAGAGGAAGGUGCAGAAGAACGGCAUGCGUCUUAUGGUCCAAUUUUAAGAGCCAUGAAUUGUUAUCUUCCUGCUGAGAACAGGGGAAGUAUUGGCGUCUUGGUACCUGGUGCUGGCCUUGGGAGGUUGGUUUACGAGACUGCUAAACUUGGCUUCAACUGCCAAGGAAAUGAAUUUAGCCUUUAUAUGCUCUUUGGAUCAAACUUUAUAUUAAAUCAAGUUGAUGGAGAAAACAGCAUAACUUACUACCCGUGGGUACAUCAGUACUGUAAUAUUGUGAAACCAGACAACCAUAUUGCUGCAGUCAAAUUUCCCGAUGUAAAUCCGAGAGAACUACCUCAAGAUGCAAAACUUUCAAUGGCAGCAGGUGAUUUUCUUGAAGUGUACACAGAACCAAACUGUUGGGAUUGUAUUGCAACAUGCUUUUUUAUUGAUACUGCACACAAUAUUAUGGCAUAUAUUGAAAAGAUCAAUGAAAUUUUAAAGCCUGGAGGAUAUUGGAUAAAUAAUGGACCAUUAUUAUAUCAUUUUGCAGAUAUCCCUGGUGAGGUAUCGAUUGACCUGUCAUAUGAGGAAAUAAAGAAAAUUAUCACAGAGGACUUCAAGUUUGAAUUACUAGAGGAAAAUUUGGAUGGUAUGAGUCACUAUAUCCAAAAUCCAAGGUCAUUGUUGAAAAUGACUUACAAUUGUAUAUUUUUUGUAGCAAGAAAGCCUGUAUGAUAAACCUUGGCUAGUUUCAUAAACAUUAAGAAUAUCAGAUGGUAGAGUUUUAUUAAAGUAAUGAUAUGAAAAAGAUAGAUACUUGGUAGUUUGCCAGAUAUUUCUGCAUUCAGGCUGUUCAAGAUGUUGGCCAUAAAAUGGCACUGUAUACAUGGGACUGUUCAAAAUGGUACAGUAUGCAUAUGGGUUGUCCAUGGCUUUGCUAGCAAGCAGCUGACAGUGAUAACUAAAAUGUUAUACUUUUUUGGAUCAAAGUGGGAUCUUUGGAUUUUUAGAUCAAAGAGUCUUUCAACUGCUCCAGAAAUACACAUGUCUUUAAUUUAAAUCUCAGUGUUUCUAAAAAAGGAGAUUGUUUAAAAUGCAAGCUGAUUGUGUGCAUGAUCCUUUAAGAGCAAUAUGAUCCACCACCAUUUUCAUAGAGUUCAACUUAAAUACAGAAUGGUGUGAACAAGAAACAUCUUUUCAGAGCUUCUAAAAAUCAAAACAGGAAAUGGAAUUGUGUAGAUACAUCCAAUGUUAUUAAAGAGGCACAAACGCAAAAAAUUGUAAUUAUCAAGUGUUUUUCCCAAAUGCAUGGAGGUUGGUCUUUGUAGAAAUUAUUUACUUUGUGGGAACAAAAUUCAUGUGUCAAACGAGACAGGGGCAGAAAUAUGUGGGUAUGAUUUCAGUGAAAGCCAUGAUGCAAGAAAUGGUGCUAGAAAUGGUGUGAGUGUGUGACUGUGUCAUAACACAGAACCAUGAAUUGCUCGUUUAUACUGACAACAACCACUACAACAGUCUAUCACAUCCUCUAUCUACCUUUACAAGCAAAAGAAAAGAAACAACAUCAAUCGAUUGAAGCAGCUGGGGCAAGAAGCCCCGACCGUAAACAGCCAAAUGACAUCAAACUCUCUGUUUCCAUGCAGCAGACCAGAAAAUAAGUAGGAUAUCAAAAAUGUAUAUCCCAAUUUUGAAAGUCUUGAAACUUUACUUCCACAACGAGUACAUACAAACUAAAGAUUUUUUCAGGUUCCGUGAGCUCCCAACCUGUGGCUCAUACAAUAUUUUCGAAAUCGUCGGAUGUAAAAAUUUGCGUCAGUGUCUCUUUAAAGACUAGCAACCGGGGGUAAUACUAGAUAUUACCAGAAAUUUUCACAUGAUCACACUUAAUGCAAAACAUAGUAUUGCAAUACAGGGAUGGCAAAAGCAGGGGGCUUUAGAGCUUGAACACCUGAGAUAAUUUGUCAAACUCUAAUUAAAAAAUUAAAAAAUAAUCUCGAUUUUGGCCUUUUGCAUGUUUAGCCCCUAAAACUUCACACCCAGCCCCCAGUCUACAGUAUAAUUUGUGGUCAAUGUUACAAUGUAAUGCUAGGGACUGCUUUAGUGUUAAUUUAUACGUUGACAUCUGUCAAAGAAAGUUAAAGGAACCAACAAGAUGUCAAACUAGAAAGAUUACAAAACAAAUAAGCAAUUAGUUAUAACUCAAAAUUUCCAAACUGCAUACUGUUCAUACAUUGAAAACAACAUACUUUUGUAACAAUAUUUAUCAUUUUAUGCAAAAUGCUGGUAGAUUAUGUCUUAAAGGUUUUGAAAUCUCACAGCUCUUAUUUUAAUAAUGGCUUUUUACUUGCCAAAGCAUCAAAGCUUGUCUAUUUCCAAGAAUCAUCAAUUUGGAUUAAAAAAGUAUAAAAACAACUUUGUGUACACUCAUUUUUGAUAAGAAACUGGCUAAAAGAAACGAGUCCUGGACAGUCAGAAAAAAUCAAGAAACUCCAGUAGUCGAAGCAAAAACAUUUAGAAACAAUUAAAUCGUGAUAAAGCUGAGAACAACGAAAUUUUGUAAAAUCCAAGAACAUGAUUGCCCUGUUGGCCUAGAAUUUCAGACACAAGGGAUACAAAUAUACUUCCCACAUCUAAAUACAGCAUCAGAACGGGAGCGAAUCUCUUGACGUGAUAAUGAGGUCACGAACAUUUCAUAACAUCAUUCAUGACAUCAUAAUUAAGGAACUUUUAAGAAACAAUGAGUAUUGAAAUGUCAAAAAGAUUUAAAAACUGGAGUACUCAACAUCGACCUUUGUUUCUUAGAAAAAAAUGAGAAACUAGGCAAUUGUCCCACUUCUUUCUCUUUGGGUAACGUCCUAUUAGAGUAUCUGCAGCUAUAAUCUGUAACAAUUUGCAAUUAUUUUAGGAGUUUCAAGGAAGAGGACGAAAAGGAAUGUCAGUAUAUUCCACACUGGAAGUAACGAGUGAUUCUGGACAAAACAUUAUGCUUUAAAAGGCAAUUGAGGUCAAUUUGCAAAAAUGCUGGGCAAAAGCUACAUGCUCUCUCGAGAAUCUCUCACUUUCUUGAUACUGAACAACUUAAGAGAGUAAGGCAUUUAUCUUCUCCCAGUUCAACUACUGUCCUCUUGUUUGGAUGUUCUGCGAUAGAACACUUAAUAGUAAAGUUAAUCGUAUUCACGAACGGGCAUUGCAGAUAACUUACAACUACAAAGAUAUGAAAUCAGAUUUUGACACAAUGUUACUUAACAUUUAACAGAUAUAAUGAGACAAUGCGGUCCAAGUCCACACCAGGAAUUUACAACUGUUGAUGAUUGAAAUUUAUAAAACAAAAUGGGAGCUCAAUCCUACUUUCAUGAAGGAUAAAUGUGUUUACUGUAGACUGUGUAGACUUUUCCUGGCUCAGGUUGGGUUCUUGACCGGAUAAAUGUUUUGUAUUGUAAAUGCCAAAAAUUAGGCGUUUCCAACAUAAAAGGGCGUGGCUUCACUUUCUGACAAUCUUUGCAUUGGUCAGAAUUCAGGCUGGAUCCGCGCCUGCAAUGAUUUUUGACAAAAGAGGUAAAAUGGAACAGGCCUUCGGCGAGAAUCUUUGUUUCUCUUUAUGGGUGCAUGCCUGCCUAUAAAUUCUUUGACUAUAUUUUUGCGAUAACCACUCUACCAUUUGUUUCAUUUAUUGAGUAGAUAAGGCUGAACGGCCAGCUGGUUAUUGGCGUAGGCGUAUGGGGCAUCGUUGCUGCUUAUAUGACUGAGACCAUUCUAUCUCUUUGCGAUUAUUCUAUCGAGAUAAAACAAGGUUUAUGACGCUUUAAGUUUCAUCCAUCCAAUCAUAUUUUGGAAUAUUCUAUUAGAGCGAUAAAUAACAUAAAACGAUAAACUCACAACCAUUUGGACUCAAACUCUUGUUCAAGAUUUUCACUGACAACAGCUGUUUGCAUCUUACCUGUUUGUCAAAAAAUAUCAAAAGAGUAGUUUUGAAACAAAUCGUCAGCUUCUCUACAAAGUACAGCUUCUUUGUGAGGGAGCAUAGGGUACAAAAAAGGUAAUUCUAGAAUUAUGGACAGACAGUUAUUAAUGGGGAAGUUUUAGGAAGAACAGGAAUAGAAACAAGCCUGGUGAAAGUUAUAAUAAGGAAAAUAUAGUUCGAGUUCUUGGGACAUGUGAUGAGAUCUGAAAGAAUGUAAUAUCUAGUGUGAAAGAAGAAGAGGAAAACAACGGCAGAAAUACUUUAUGAGAUUGAACACGGAUCUUAAAACUGGUAAAAGAGAUUCAGAAAUUUUGACAAUUGUCAAAAGAUGAAGCAGGAUCGAAAAACAUGAUCACCAACGCCCUGAAGGGACAAGGCACUAAGAAGAAGUGGAAAAAAGAAGAAGAAGAAACACAAUGCAAGCUAAGUGUGGUUCCCUUAAUGAGUCUAGGGAACAUUUCAAAACCAUUCAAUAAAAUAUAAAUACUUGAUACACAAGAUACAUUCAUCGAUUGUCCAGCAGUUUUCUUAAGUUGUUUUUAAGCUAUCUCUGAUGAAAUUUCAUUUAAUCAUCAUUUUAACUAGAUAAUCCUGUUUCAAUUAUUGUAAAAAAGAUUACAACGCUUGCAGCGACUAAGUGUGGCUAGAUUAAGAGUCGCUCUCUAAAUAAACUGCUUUAUCGUCAUUGCUAUUGCAAUACACAAGUGCAUUAUGAUGAUUAUUAUGACCCAUUAGUAUUAAGCAUAAUCAAAUAAUGUCGAGAAGCAUAAAAAAUAUUUAGAUCAACACAGUGUGACGUUAUUAGCCUCAGUUUACACACAGUUUUGUCGCAUUUUCAGUGAAUUUCAACUCAAUUAGUUAUCAGCACAAAGGUUGUGGCAAAACUUGGGAAAAUCCACUGAUGACGUCAUAAAAUAAGCAGACGUCAGCAAAAUAA
Rhopilema esculentum is the source of this 5506-nucleotide messenger RNA. Lineage: Eukaryota; Metazoa; Cnidaria; Scyphozoa; Rhizostomeae; Rhizostomatidae. The record is from RefSeq and is a predicted model, not a curated record.